Molecule: messenger RNA, 324 nt
Organism: Rhinocladiella mackenziei CBS 650.93
Lineage: Eukaryota; Fungi; Ascomycota; Eurotiomycetes; Chaetothyriales; Herpotrichiellaceae
Exons: 2
Coding region: 1-324 (107 amino acids)
Source: RefSeq, a predicted model, not a curated record
AUGGUUUUGGCGAAAGAGAGUUUUCCUUCAUCAAUACCACCGAGUGAUUACCGUGACCGAGAAUCUCCCGAAUCCGAGACGUCGCAGGAAUAUGAAAAUGACCUUCCAUUGCGAGGGCAAAACUCUUGGUCCAUUGACCCGGAAUUAUGUGCAGAAGCGAGGUCUCGAGAAGUGGAAAAUGCCGCAGUGGAUUUUCUGAUCUUAUACAAGGAAAAGGAUCCCAUGUACCUUCCGAGUUCUUGGGUUGUAUCCAACGAAGCCCGAUCUCCUUUCGUGCCUUCCUGGCAAUUUCCGCCCAUGUCUUUGGACAUGACAGAGGAAUAA